Messenger RNA from Lycium ferocissimum, 3683 nucleotides. RefSeq lists its product as uncharacterized. Bases 297 to 1145 code for a protein of 282 amino acids. NCBI's taxonomy places the organism in Eukaryota, Viridiplantae, Streptophyta, Magnoliopsida, Solanales, Solanaceae. The transcript has 2 exons. The record is from RefSeq and is a predicted model, not a curated record.
UCCAUUCCAUUGUACUCGCCCAUUAUGUCAAACAGAUUCUUAGACCUGUAGGGGUUCCUCUUUCACUCGAUAAUGCCAUUGAGCAUAGGGCAAGGCCAAGCUAGGCAAAGGUUAGAGUCGAGGUCGAUUUAACCAAACCUCAACUAAAUCAGAUUUGGAUUGGACUAGAAAGCCCCAACACUUCCCUCAAGGGAUUUUACCAGAAAAUCGAAUAUGAAGGAGUCCCUAAAUUUUGCAAACACUGUAAGAUUUUAGGACACAACAUAGUGCAAUGCCGAGUAUGGGAAAGGCUAAAAAUGAAGGAAAGGGCAGCCAAAGCUAAUCAACAAGAGGAAGAUCGGAACCUUGACGAGGACAUCUCCAACCAUGAGAAAUCAGCUACUGAUAAUAUUCACCAAGAAAAUCAUGAGGGGGACACAUCUGUGGUACAUGAAGAGGCUUCCAGUAGUGUUCCUGUGAUUGCUGAAAAUAGCAACAUCAAGGGACAAACUAGGAAAGCUAAGGCUACAGAGGAAAAUAGAGAAACAAAAAGCAAGAAGAAAGUUGCUACUGAGGCAAAGAGAAAGGAUCAUGAGAAGAAAAAGAAAAAGAACAAGAAGAGGAAAGAAGCUAGAAACUUGAAGAUAAAAAAUAUUACUAGCUUCAAAGAACCUAUGGAAAAGCAGAACGAGAAAAGAGAAAAGAGAAAUGACAACAGCCUGGCCAGAACAGAACAAACUGAAAGAAGCUUCCAAGAACAGGAUAAUGAGGAAAUACAAGGGCACGGCCAGCCAGAUGAGGAGAGCAAAGCAGAAGAAGCAAAGAAAUAUGAAAUAAACAAGAGAUUGAACUCUGGCAACAGCCUGACUAAGCAAGAUAGCAUAGGCUAUAGCUAUGAGGACCGGCAGCAGAACAAAGAACCAAGCAAAGAGGAAGAAAGUUCACAGAGGGAACGAGACAUAGGAAGAAAGGAUAAGUUCAAACCGGGACAGCAAAAACCUACUGGAGGGAAAAUAACCAUAAUGCUAAACAUUGAUAAGGAUAAACAUAAUGAAGGAGGAGACAACGGGGGGCAAAAACAAGGGGACUCUAGCUCGGAAUUGGAAAGACAAGAGGACGAAACAGCCUUAAAACUCAUUGAGACUUUUACAUCUCACCAGUUUUAGUGGAAACAUCUACACAUGGACUAAUGGAAGGGAGGCAAAUAAGAGGGUUUAUAAGAGGCUAGAUAGACUUAUUAUCAAUGAGAAUUGGUGGCAAACUUUAGCCACUCAUCGGGCUAGGAAAAGAUCUGACCAUAAGGCUCUCCUCAUUAAGACUAGCUACUCAGAUCAACCGUAUAUCUCCUACUUCAAAUUCUUGAAUUUUUGGGUUGAACAACCAGGAUUUGAGGAACUCAUUGAACAAGUUUGGAAUAGGUGUCAUCAGGGAAAUGCUAUGAGAGUACUCCAAGAGAAACUAAAAGAUCUUUCCAGGGAACUUAGCCACUGGUCCAAAACUUCUAUAGGGGAUAUUUAUGAAAAGGUCAAAUUCUAUGAAAAGAUUGUGAAAGACAAAGAAAACAUCAUGGAUGCUGACCCGAGUGAGAAGAUCAGGCAAGAUUUGAAUAAGAUGGCUGCUGAAUACACCAGAUAUUUAGGGCUUCAAAGUAGCAUUUUACAACAAAAGGCAAAUCUUCAAUGGAAAGAAGAAGGGGACUCUUGCUCUAAAUAUUUUUUUAGUGUCAUCAAACAAAAGAGAAGAAGAAAUUAUAUCCAUAGAAUCCAGGAUGAAAAUGGAUAUUGGAUAGAAGAUCCCAAUGACAUAGGAAAUACUGUUGUCCGGUUUUACAGUAAUCUCUUUAGCAAUGACAGUCAACAGAAUGGAGAUGAUUUUGGAGCUCUCAAUCAACUCCAUAGUAUCAUCAGUCGUGAGGACAACGAAAUGCUCACCAGAAUGCCUGAAGAAGAGGAGAUCUUUGGUAACAAUUAGAGAUCUUAGCCCUAAAAGUGCCCCAAGACCUGAUGGUUAUAAUGGUUUUUUCUACCAUAAAUGUUGGCAUAUUAUUAAACAGGAUGUUACUAACUUUGUUCACUCUUUCUUUGCGGGGAAGAAGCUGACUAGGUUUUACACUCAUUCCUGUCUCAUUUUAAUCCCUAAAGUAGAGGCUCCUGAUAGUUUCUCCCAAAUGAGACCAAUUAGCCUCAGUAAUUUCUCUAAUAAGAUCCUUUCAAAAAUAGUUGCUUCAAGGCUGAAUAUUUAUCUCCCUAGCCUUAUCUGUGAAAAUCAACAGGUUUCAUUAGUGAUAGAUUAAUCACAGAGAAUGUUAUCCUUACUCAGAAAAUUGUUCAUAAUAUGAGCAAGAACAAAAAAAAGGAGAACAUGAUCAUAAAGCUUGACAUGGAGAAAGCCUAUGACAGAGUGUCCUGGGCUUUUCUAUAUGUGGUUCUUGAGAAAAUGGGUUUUAAUGAUACCUUCAUUGACAUUAUCAGAAGACUUGUUGAAAAUGCAUGGUAUUCUGUUAUGAUAAAUGGAGAUAGAAAGGGAUUUUUUCACUCGUCUAGGGGACUCAAACAGGGAGACCCCCUAUCACCUUCUCUCUUUGUAAUCUCUGCUGAAAUUCUAUCUAGAAUGCUUAAUAAUCUUUUUGACAACAGGAAAUACACUGGUUUCACCAUGGAAGCAAAGGGACCACAAAUAAACCAUCUUGCAUACACAGAUGAUGUGGUUAUUUUUACCUCAUGGAAGGAAAAGUCUCUGAGAAGGGUUAUGAGGUAGCUGAGAAGAUAUAAACAGAUCUCAGGACAGAAGAUCAAUGCAAAAAAAAGCUGCUUCAUCACAGCUACUCAUACUGACAGGGAGAUUAGGAAAAAGAUUAAAAAAGUUACUGGUUUCUAUCAUAAAACUUUUCCUUUUACUUACUUAGGCUGCCCUAUUUUUACAGGAAGGAAAAAGAUAUGUUAUUUCACAUAGAUGACCACCAAGAUUUUAAAGAAAGCUGGGGCUUGGCAAGGAAAUCUAUUGUCAUUUGGAGGGAAACUGUCAUUAUCCAACAAGUCCUGCAGUCACAGACUAUGCACCUACUUGCUGCUAUAUCUCCUCCUAAAUAUGUUUUGACUCAAAUAGAGAAAUAUUUACAAGAUUUCUUCUGGGGCGAAAAAGAGGGUAAGAAGAAACAUUACUGGGCAGCCUGGAAAUAUCUUUGCUAUCCAAAGGAUGAAAGUGGUGCUGGUUUCAAGAGCCUAGUUGAUAUUCAGACAUCUUUCGCUAUGAAAAGGUGGUGGAGACUUAGAAUAGAAGAUAACUUGUGGACUAAGUUCAUGAAUGCUAAAUAUUGUAAAAGAGUUAACUUGGUAGCAAGAAAGUGGACAUCAGGACAAUCACAAAGCUGGAAGGAACUCAUGCUGAUCAAGCAAGACUCAGAACCUCACAUGCUAUGGCAAAUUAAUAAAGGGAACGUUUUGUUUUGGUGGGAUAAUUGGAUUGGUCUUGGCCCAUUAUCCAUGUUCGUUAACAGAGACAUUGCCGUUGGAAAUACUCAAGUUAAGGAGCUUAUCAUAGAAAACAGAUGGAACAACGAGAGAUUGCAGACGAUGGUGCCUCCAAAUCUGCAUUAAUAUAUUAAUCAGAUCCAGAUAUUUGAUAAAGGUAAGCCUGAUCAAUGUUUUUGGAUUUUAACUCAUGAUGGUUCUUUUAGUUGUGCUACAGCCAGGAAAACAACUAGA